AUGCCGAAGAACUCAUCGAAUGGCGCCAACAACCACCAACCUCCCGUCAGCUACUUGGGCUGCUCCGUUAAAGAACUUCAGGAUCUCAUGCAGUUGAGAGGCACUGAGGCUUGCGAGAAACUGAAGAGCAAGUACAACGGAGCAGCUGGAUUGUGUGAUAAAUUAAAAACAUCUUCAAACAAAGGGUUAAACGCGACGGAAGAUGAUUUGAAACAGCGAAGGUCUCAAUAUGGUCGCAACGAAAUUCCUCCGAAACCACCGAAAUCCUUCCUGAGGCUCGUCUGGGAGGCCCUACACGAUGUCACUCUAAUCAUUCUCAUCAUUGCCGCCAUUAUAUCGAUAGGACUUUCAUUCUACAAACCUGACACGCACAGUAAGUCCAUGAAUUUAAAUAAUUUUUACAGAACUGCAUACCAAAUUGCUUACUCGAUUGAAACAGUCGAUUCAUCAGAAAGUGAAGCCAGCUGGAUAGAGGGCGUGGCAAUAUUAGCGGCCGUUGUUGUGGUUGUCUUUGUGACGGCAUUCAACGAUUGGAGGAAGGAGAGGCAGUUUCGAGGUUUGAAGAACAAAAUCGAAGGGGACCACAAAUUUAACGUCAUCAGGAACGGCGAAACAACUCAAGUGCUGGUCGCCGAUAUCGUAGUCGGUGACAUCUGCCAGAUUAAAUAUGGUGAUUUAAUACCAGCAGAUGGAGUGCUGCUGCAGAGUAACGAUUUAAAGAUUGAUGAAAGUGCGUUAACGGGUGAGUCAGACCACGUGAAGAAGGGUGAAUCAACAGAUCCCAUGCUCCUAUCAGGCACUCAUGUCAUGGAAGGAAGUGGAAAAGUUGUCAUAACGUGUGUUGGUGUCAAUUCACAAGCUGGAAUCAUAUUCACACUGCUUGGAGCGACCAGCGUCAAAAAACCGAAGGAAGCCAAUGACAUAGAAAACAUAACAGGUUGGAUCAUUUCAUUUUUAUUAAAGGAUAAAAAGCAUUAUAAAAUCCAUUAUGAAAAAAAACGUUAUGAUGCUGUAACGAAGAAGAAGAAAGACGAGGAGGAGGAAGACGAAGGUGAUGAACUGAAGUCAGUGCUUCAGGCCAAGUUAACGAGAUUGGCCAUCCUCAUUGGAUACGUAGGAACAGCAGUUGCAAUAUUGACGUUCCUCGUGCUAAUCUUGCGGUUGUGCAUCGACAAGUUUGUCAUACACAAACAAGCUUGGUCCAACGUGUACAUCCAAAAAUUUGUACAGUUUUUCAUCACUGCUAUCACUGUUCUGGUAGUUGCCGUUCCAGAAGGCUUGCCCCUGGCUGUUACUAUAUCGCUGGCAUAUGCCGUUCGGAAAAUGAUGCACGACAACAACUUGGUGCGGCACUUGGAUGCCUGCGAGACGAUGGGCAAUGCCACUGCCAUCUGCUCAGACAAGACAGGCACCUUAACAACAAACAGGAUGACUGUCGUUCAGAGUUACAUUGCAGGUAAAUAUUACAAGAAGCUACCGACGUUCGACGAGCUGCCCGCACGCAUGCGCCAUCUCAUGGUCAUGGCCAUUUCAAUCAACUCUAGCUACACGUCGCUUGUGGAACCUUCAGAAAUCAAAGGACAGCUGCCGAAACAACUCGGCAACAAAACGGAGUGCGCGUUGCUAGGGUUUCUGCUGGACAUGGGACAAAGUUACCAGAAAUACAGAGAAGAAAUUCCUGAAGAAAAACUUUUCAAAGUAGUGUACACAUUCAAUUCAGUCCGCAAAUCGAUGACGACCGUUAUAAAGAGAGACGGAGGCUACAGAGUUUUUUCCAAAGGUGCAUCGGAAAUCGUGCUCAAGAGAUGUAAAUACAUAUUAGGACCAGCUGGUAAAGUUGAAUUGUUUCUGGAUAAAGACCAGCAAAAAAUUGUAAGGAAUGUCAUUGAACCUAUGGCGGCUGAUGCGUUGAGAACGAUUUGUAUAGCUUACAAGGACUAUGUUAGAGAUGAUAAUGAUGUGGUCAUGUCAUCUGAACCGGACUGGGAUGCAGAAGAAGACAUCAUAUCAGGGUUAACAUGUAUUUGCAUUGUUGGCAUUGAGGAUCCGGUUAGACCGGAGGUGCCAGAUGCUAUUUAUAAAUGUCAACGAGCGGGCAUAACAGUACGUAUGGUGACAGGAGACAACGUCAACACAGCUCGUUCUAUCGCAACAAAAUGUGGAAUUUUGAGACCUGGCAGUGACGAGUUUUUAGUUUUAGAAGGCAAAGAAUUCAACAAGAGCAUCAGAGAAGGUCCUGAUCAACCAGUAAAACAAGAAUUGAUUGACAAAAUUUGGCCACGCCUUCGAGUUAUGGCUCGAUCAUCACCGCAGGACAAAUACGUUCUCGUGAAAGGCAUCAUUGACAGCAACCUCAACAACAGCAAGGAAAUUGUUGCCGUCACUGGCGAUGGUACGAACGAUGGACCUGCCCUCAAGAAGGCUGACGUGGGAUUUGCCAUGGGCAUAGCUGGUACGGAUGUGGCGAAAGAAGCUUCGGACAUAAUCCUGACUGACGAUAACUUCACAUCCAUCGUGAAAGCUAUCAUGUGGGGCAGGAACGUUUACGACAGCAUUGCAAAGUUUCUGCAAUUUCAACUAACCGUCAAUUUCGUCGCCGUUGUAGUAGCAUUCUUGGGGGCUUGCAUCAUUGAGGAAUCUCCGUUGAAAGCAAUACAGAUGUUGUGGGUCAAUCUGAUUAUGGACACUCUAGCUUCACUCGCACUGGCCACCGAACUGCCCACCGAGGAGCUGUUGAUGAGAAAACCUUACGGAAGGGACCAUUCGUUGAUAUCGAAGAUUAUGAUGAAGAACAUCCUCCUACAAGGAUUGUACCAGCUGACCGUCGUUCUGGCUCUUGUGUUUGCUGGCGAGAAAUUAGUAAACAUCGAAAGCGGUCGAAAUAAAAGUGGAGAGCCGCCUUCGCAGCACUUCACAUUGGUGUUCAACACUUUCGUCUACAUGACUCUCUUCAACGAAAUUAACUCAAGGAAGAUCUACGGAGAGUCCAAUGUUUUCCAAAAUAUUCACACCAACCCUCUAUUCAUUGCGAUAUGGAUAUUAACAUUUGCACUACAAGUGAUCAUUGUCCAAUUUGGAAGCGUGGCAUUUCAAACGUCAGGUCUCAUAGCUGAUCAGUGGAUGUGGAGUUUCUUUUUUGGCAUAAGUGUCCUACUCUGGCAACAGGUCACUUUAUGUAUAUUGCCUUUGUGCGUGCCAGUAUGUGUGUGUGUCUGUCUAAUCAGUUAA
This is a messenger RNA of Helobdella robusta, 3228 nucleotides long. RefSeq lists its product as hypothetical. Bases 1 to 3228 code for a protein of 1075 amino acids. Gene Ontology annotation, molecular function: ATP hydrolysis activity; P-type calcium transporter activity; ATP binding. The record is from RefSeq and is a predicted model, not a curated record. NCBI's taxonomy places the organism in Eukaryota, Metazoa, Annelida, Clitellata, Rhynchobdellida, Glossiphoniidae. Gene Ontology annotation, cellular component: membrane; intracellular membrane-bounded organelle. The transcript has 19 exons. Gene Ontology annotation, biological process: calcium ion transmembrane transport; regulation of cytosolic calcium ion concentration.